Messenger RNA from Seriola aureovittata, 2042 nucleotides. It is a transcript of the gene tmem38b, whose product is annotated as transmembrane protein 38B. Gene Ontology annotation, molecular function: identical protein binding; potassium channel activity. Gene Ontology annotation, cellular component: membrane. Gene Ontology annotation, biological process: potassium ion transmembrane transport. The transcript has 6 exons. Bases 351 to 1325 code for a protein of 324 amino acids. NCBI's taxonomy places the organism in Eukaryota, Metazoa, Chordata, Actinopteri, Carangiformes, Carangidae. The record is from RefSeq and is a predicted model, not a curated record.
CCGCCACAUCACAAGUAUGGCGGAACACGGAGCAGGAAUUCCGCCUAUGCGCUGGUGACAGCCUCGUUGUCGGGGUGACACCGACGAUGACCAUCCUCUGGCAGUACAGCUCUGUUGUCAGGCGACGAGCGGCUAUCCGCGAGGGCAACUAACCAGCUGCGAGCAACCUGGCCGCGGUGCAUCCUCACACAGCUGUUUUAGCGGCUUGUGUCAGACUUGACAGACGGUGGAUGAAGCCAAGUGUUUGCCCUGAUGCUCUGAGCUGGACCAGUGCCUUUUCUCGACUUGAACUCCUCUCUAGGAUUCAAUAGAAUAGUUUACUCUUCCUGAAGAGUUUCAGAAAUAAGAUAAUGGAUUUUUUCGGGGUGCUGCAUUUAGACGAACUGUCCCACGGACUGGCAAACUUGUCCAUGUUUCCAUACUUUGACAUGGCGCACUACAUCGUGUCAGUCAUGGCUCUGAGGGAGCAGCCAGGAGCUCUCGAGGUGUCCAGAGUCAGCCCCUUAGCCUGCUGGUUCAGCUCCAUGCUCUUCUGCUUCGGCGGAGCUGUGCUGUCUGGGAUCAUGCUGGCCGAGCCACCUGUAGCACCUUUGACCAACAGCACCAGCGUUCUGCUUGCUUCGGUCAUCUGGUACCUGGUGUUUUACUGCCCCAUGGACGUGGUGUACUGUUGUGCUGCUGUGCUGCCUCUCAGGCUGGUGCUGUCAGGGAUGAAGGAAGUGACCAGGACAUGGAAGGUGUUGGGAGGGGUCACCCAGGCUCACGGCAAAUACAAGGACAGCCUGCUGGUCAUGAUUGCCAUUGGGUGGGCUAAAGGUGCUGGAGGUGGUCUGAUAAGUAAUUUUGAGCAGCUUGUUCGAGGUGUGUGGAAACCGGAGACUAAUGAGCUCCUCAGAAUGUCUUACCCCACCAAGAUCACCCUGAUAGGGGCGGUGCUAUUCGCUCUGCAGCAGACCCACUACCUGCCUCUCCAGAAGCACCACCUGAUGCUCCUCUACACCGUCUUCACUGUUGUCAACAAGUCAAGGAUGAUGCUGACAGGCUCUUCCGCCUCACCGUUUGCUGCCAUUGAGUCGGCCAUCUACAAGACCCUCUUCACCGGCUACUCCCCUUACGCCGCCCUCACUGGCGAGGUAAAGAACGCAUGUAUUGAUAAUGGCACAACCACCAGGACAACCUCCGCCGCCACAACCAAAGAGUCCAGUGAGAGCGGAGCGGCAAGGAAACACACCCCGGCUUCUCCUGUCAAGGGACAAAGUGAAUCGCUCAAAGCCAAAGAGGAGUCAGAGAACGCAGAGACAACAAGCUGCAAAAAGACCAACUAGUCAGCCUCUGCCCCAUAGCGCCUUUUCACCUCUAAGCUGGGUUGUGGAGUCAUUUCUGAUUCAGAUUUGUCAUGUCAGGACUUAAAAUUUCUGUUCUAUUUUUCUUUUAUCAAGAAACAUGUUUUUGUCCUGCUGGCUGAGCAUGUUUUUAUUCCGUUAUUUUCAUUUAUUUUUAAUUUCUUUUGCAUUUCUAUUUCAAAGUCGUCUGCUGAAAUAGAAUUUCUAUAAGAGCUGACUCCAAACAACCCUGCACCUUAUUAUGGGGAUAAUCACCCCGUCCUUAAAGUACUGUAAUAUUUAUACUGUUGGAUGUGAACAUCAUACUAUCCUUGGGCUGAUUGCAUAUUUGCAGUACAAUGUGUAGCUUAAUUAUGAAUAUAUAUUUAUAAUAAGAACAAACUGUUGAUAAUUUUAUCUCUGGGUUUUGGGAACAGUGCUGUGCACCUGCUGAUCUAUGAAUGUCUCUAUCUUUGUCUUUCUUUCUGUAUAUAUUCUGCUUCAUGUAAAUGCUAUAUUUCCUACUCUGAAAUAAUUAGAGACAUUUUUUAAAAGAGAUUAUAUUCUAUGACACGCAGAUAUUUUAUUCUAUUUAUACUAAAUAAUUGCACUCUUGAAUGUAUAACAUUUCAAAAUGAAAGACAACAUAUUGUGUUGUGUUUCUUUGGUUAAUGCUUUGAAUUACAGUUAAAAGCAUGAGAAUAAACAGGUUUAAAUGCA